AUGGUCGCAUGGAAAAACCUCAUCCACUCUGGAGACUUUUCCUUUUAUUUUCAACAUCGAAAGGGUGACACUGGAAUGGGUAUAAUUUCGCCCACCUGGCAUGAACCUGAACAGAUUCUCCCAGAUGUACUUUCAAGAGUCACCUUGUUCCUGCACGAUUCUGGCGAUGCCGCUUUUCUUGCAAGUCAGCGGGAAAUGAUAUCCGCCCACUUCCACGAGCUUCAGGACACUUUUCUUCUCAUUCUAAAAGAUAUCCGGAAGAUUAAUCUCAAGUUUUAUGAUGACGACCAGAACGUGACCGAAGAAGUUGUUCAUUUCCUCGAGAAUUCCGCUCAUGGUUCCAAAGCAACAAUCACAAUGAAAACCAUCACCGCUGACCGGUCCGAGCAAAUCUCAAGAACCUACCAUGUUACGAGGUAUAUUACUACUGGCCUUGAGGAAAAUACCAACAGAGAAUAUUCAGCAGAAGAACUGGUGCAGAAGAAAUACUCCAAAUCUGAGAUUGUCCUUGCCUUCCCACUGGCUCCUGAUUCAACCCCUCUGGUGCAAUCCCAGGAUGCAUUUGCGUUGCUGCCACUUGCACGGUUGCGUUUUUCGUAUGCUCUGUUUCCCAAUUUCGACGUGAACUUGGACUAA
Cladophialophora bantiana CBS 173.52 is the source of this 636-nucleotide messenger RNA. RefSeq lists its product as uncharacterized. NCBI's taxonomy places the organism in Eukaryota, Fungi, Ascomycota, Eurotiomycetes, Chaetothyriales, Herpotrichiellaceae. The record is from RefSeq and is a predicted model, not a curated record. The transcript has a single exon. The coding region runs from base 1 to 636 and encodes 211 amino acids.